This is a messenger RNA of Cuscuta campestris, 357 nucleotides long. The record is from the annotation of a GenBank genome assembly. Lineage: Eukaryota; Viridiplantae; Streptophyta; Magnoliopsida; Solanales; Convolvulaceae.
AGCACGUUCCCGUUUGCCGCACAUCACACGCCGGCCGAACCCUCUACCUCCACCCCACAUGCCGACUUUCCCGAAUUACCCCUGCCCGCCCCACUUCCGGCUGCCGUCGUUAACGACCAGCCUAUCCAGCCGACAGUUGCCACCGAGCAGCCCACCGACGCCCAGCCCCACCCCCAUACAGCCACCGCCCCUCCGCUUCGUCCUCAACGGCAGCGUCGUCAGCCAUCCCAUCUUAGUGAUUACAUCGUCAAUUCUGUUCAAACUCCCGCUCCAUUGUGCUCAUUACCUUCCCAGUCGUCGUCUUCAGUCCCACACGCCAAUUGGCGUGCGGCAAUGGACACGGAGCUCCGAGCUUUG